This is a messenger RNA of Dendroctonus ponderosae (mountain pine beetle), 4920 nucleotides long. Its product is annotated as inositol polyphosphate-4-phosphatase type I A. The transcript is spliced from 13 exons. Gene Ontology annotation, molecular function: phosphatidylinositol-3,4-bisphosphate 4-phosphatase activity. Lineage: Eukaryota; Metazoa; Arthropoda; Insecta; Coleoptera; Curculionidae. Bases 828 to 4589 code for a protein of 1253 amino acids. Gene Ontology annotation, cellular component: cytoplasm. The record is from RefSeq and is a predicted model, not a curated record.
GUCAGACUGACAACGUCAGUUCGCCCAACUGAGGGCAAAAAUGGGAGUUUAUUUGUUUAAUAUGUUCGUGAAUUUGUUACUAAUUUGAUUAUAAAGCGGCGAUUAGUCAAGCCGGAAUGCCGCUCUAGUGCCAUAAAGCCAUACAGGUGAAUUUCAUGUUUUAGCCCAAAUGGGGCACUAUCACUAUGAGGAGUUUGUUUAGGUUUAAACAUGGUUAAUUUUUGUAUUUGUUGACCAAAUCACAUAACUGUAUAAUGACACGUAAUUUUAAAACAAUAGCUUGGUGAUUAUUAAUGUGUCGCGCCCACGUCCGCUGCCACUAACGCGUUUAGGCUCAUUUUUACUUCAUAGUUUAAAAAUCAAUAUACAGCAACACACUCUAAUCAGGCAAAGAAUGCCUGUUUGGGAGAACAGUAGAAUAAAGCUUUCAAGAGCAGUGGGAACUAGCUGGUUACAUUAAUUAUAAACAACCUUAGAAGCACACUGAUGAUCAGAUCUUCCCUCCAGAGUGAAUGAUGAGGUUCAACAAACAAGAGCUGGCUACUCUAGCUAUGCAACCAUCCACCAAAUUCGAAAAGGAAGGUAUUCUGUAUAUCCGAGAGCGCCAGGAAGGAUUCUUUCGCAAGUCGGAAAGUAAGUCUGUAGAGUUUGCAUGCUUGGCAGGUAAGUUGCAGUGUUCUCAAUAAACAAAGACUGACUUGAUCAUGUUCCUUAUUCUUCUCAGUCCAAGGCCUCAAUCCUACACUGACAUCAUUGGAAUAACAAACAUUUUCCCACGAUUUAUUCGGUUGUUUACCCAGAGAAGAAUGUCUUUAACACAAUAAACCAUGUACAUUUUACGAGCGUCACAGCCAGCAAUGUGGAUAUUAUUCUGUACAAAGCAUGUGAACUGCUCAAAGGAAGUUUGCAUGAUCUGUGCCAAUGUAUUCGACUCAUAUUUGGCUGUUAAGUCGCAAAUCGCUCAACCCUUUGCUGAGCGUCUGUGGCUCAGCAGCCCCCAUGUACUAAUAUCGUAUCCUCGCCUUAGCAUUUUAUGUAUAUUAUUUCCUUUCCAUUUUUUUUGUUUUAAUCAUGUUCUUACAGGAGGCAAGAAGGGCAAAUUGGAAAAACAUGAAAAAAGGCUUCGAAACUUGAGUUGCGUGGGGGGAAUUACUAAAGUAAACCUUGAGAGAUGGUGCCGUUUACGGGGCAACCUGCUGUUCUACUUCAAGAGCAAAGAUCCUUGGUCGGAGCCUUUGGGGGUGGUUGUUUUAGAGCAGUGCCAGGUCAGGCUGGAUCCGCCCAUGGCUUCGGCGCCUUUAACAAACGACGGCCACUAUCCCUUCUACUUGGUGUUCGACGGCGGGCUGUGCCAAGCGCUGGCUUCCACCUCCGAAUUCGAACGCGCCAGUUGGAUGGAGGCGAUCAGAACCGCCAGCUACGAAGGCAUCAGAGCCGAACUGAACGCGCUCAGACAGUGCAUCGAACGUCGGCGCAACCUUAAACCUAACGUGGACUUGCAGACUUGGAGGCUGCAGCAAAACCACACCUUAGAUAUAUCCGAAGUGCCAAUGUAUGAAAUGGCCAUGGCUUGCGACAACCUUUUAUGCGACGGGCAUGGGAGGCCGCCCAAUCCCACUUUAGUGGUGGAUGCUUACAUGCCAGCGCAGAAAACGUGGGUUCAGUACGGGCGCACUGAGAUCAUUGAGAAAAGCAGCAAUCCCCAGUUUCUGAGCACCAUCAGCUUCAGGGCUUCCGAUGGGCUGACCGGCGAAUCCCGGCUCAGAUUCACAGUCUUCGAUGUGCAGGAACGAGUGUCGCACACCGCCAUUCCUCUAGGAUCUUCCUGUGUUCUUCUCAGUGCCAUACAGGACUCAACAAGAUUAAGAAUCCCAUUAUCGUCGCGCCAAAGCACAACUGCAGGUUUCCUGACGGUCUGCGCCUGGUCGUUGGAGGCCGAAGAUAAGGGCAGUUCCACGGAUCACACGCCUGCCAGAGUGCCGAGUGUUAACGCAAACCACGCCCAACAGAUUUGGUCGCAUCGAAGAUCGCAGUCGCUGCCACCUCGCCUAGGGGUGAAAAUGCGCCUCCCCAGCCAGUCGGACUUGAAGCUGCUGUUCUCCUCCCCAUAUCUUCAAACGUACAGGUUCCAUUCGGGGUUGGGCGGCGACAUUUCCGUGCACGAAUACAUGGCGGAGAGCAAGCUCUGCUUCAGCUUCCCGCAUCAAAUGCUGGACGUGUGGAUUCUUCAGGAGAAAGAGCUGCUUCAAGAAGUGGCAGGCAUGGGCGAGCUGCGGGAGCCCUGGCACUCUCGUCAAGUGGAGCUGUUGGAUCGUCACUUGCACCUCCUCAGGCUCUAUUCUCAGGCUCGUGAAAACCUGCAAGCCCACAAGGGGCCCUACUUCAAGAAAAGCUCCCGCAAAACGGACCGCAGCCUGGAAUUCGUCCCGAUCAACAUGCACCUGCAACGAAUGUGGGUGCACAACGACACGCUCAACAAGUCAGGCUUCUACGACUGGAUUACGGUGGGCGCUUUCACAGCGCACAGCCAUCGCUCGAAGAAUGGCGGCUUAAUCAGGCUGGUGCAACAGCUCAAAGAAUCUCCGAUGAAGGCCAAUUCCAACUACCAAAUUGCCACGAAAAUCUCCAUGGCCAAUGAUGCCAUUCAAGCAAUCAAGCAACUAAGAAGAGAAGUGGUGGAAGCAAUGAAAUCCCUAAUGCGUCUGGCCAAAGAGAAGCAAACCAACGGAAUGUUACCGAUAUGCGAGGACAUGAUCAACAAAACCCGCAUCCUCCUCAGCUUGUGGGAUCCGGGCCUGGUGGAGGAGGCGCUCAGUUUCAUUGAGGAGCACAAACUGACUCAAGCCGACGACUCUGGCUUGAGCGAGGAUCUGAGCUUGGACAGCGUGGGCGGUCGUCCCAGUCUAGUGCUCUCCCCAUUCAAGCGGAUCACGCAGCAACUGACGCUUGACUUAAAAAGCCCCGAACUGGAAGACUUUGCGACGCCAUGCGUGCAGAAAACCGUGGAAGAUCUGUGGAAAGUGCCCAGCAGCGAGAGCAAUCUGCUGAACACCAGCGAUGGCCUGAAGACGCUCUGCUCCAGCAUGAAGACGCCGGAUGAAAGCAACUUUGUGCUCUUCCCUGAUGUGGAAGACGCGAACCUGGAGACUUCGAUGGACAGCGGCCAACCAGAUAGUCUAUCAACGAACGGAGUGAACUCCGAAGCGGAUCCCCGCGCAAAAAUGUUCCUGGAUACCAUCGCCAUGUGCAAUUCGCCUUCGGCCAAUUACUACAAACCCACCGAAGAACCGGAGCCGUGGGACAUCACGCAGUUGAACAUCGAAGCCAGCGUGAUGUGCCUAGUUAGCAAAGUAAAGUUCUUGUGCGGCAGAUGCGGGAGUCCAGCAGUGCGGCUGAAGCAGCACUCGACAGGUCGAAGGAAGAUUGUUCCAUCAGCGCCGAAAAGUGACGACCCUGUGGAUAAAGGCCUGGUGAGAAACGGCAAUAAAUUCACCGAAGGCCUGGACUUGAGUAAGAUCAGCGACUGGGCGUCAGAGCUGAGGCCCAGCAUGCGUAAGCUGAGACAGGCCAUGGACGGCUUGCUUAAAACAGCUCGCUUAACUCAUUCAGUGUUCCGAGUGCAGGAAGACCCCAAAGCGGCCCAGCGAGUAUGCAACGUUCGCUAUCGGCGGGACGUUUGCUUCUCCCAAGCGCUUUCUUCACUAGCAACGGGGCUGAUGACGCGAUUGUGGUGCCACAAACCCGACCCUGCCUAUAUUGCCACUUUGGGGCAAUUGGGGCCUCUGGCCCACUUCGAAGGGCUGCUAAGCUACUACGGCAAUGAAAUCGAUAUGUGGGGCGACAUGUCGGUGGCCAUUGAAGACCUACGCACAGUCCUAUUCGUUCUAGUGCGGAGCCCCAGCCCGUCUGUCGAGCCGGUGCCCACUCCCAAAGUGUCCGGCACCAGAAACAGCCUGACUGUCUCACUGCCGGUCCCCGACAACCUGUACAGCCUGCUGCCCUCAAGACAGACCUUUAGCUUCCACGUUACCCCCGUCUUUUUCAACAUAGGAAUCAACGAAAUGGCUUCGAUAGCUGAGGGAAUCGGCGCCACCAAGCCGCAAGAGCGCGCAAAUAUCGACAACUUCGACCGGUUGUACGAGUACUUUUUGCGGUAUAGAAAAAUCAACCGCUGUGACAAUCCGAGACAGUCGGCGGGAAGCUCAAACUGUCGCCCUUUGAUCGAGAUGAUUGAGGAGCUGAGAGCGGAGGUGCAUGGCGCCAAACCGAAGAACGUGGCCAUUCUUAGACUGUCCGCGCAAAUUAGUAGACACAUGAAAGGUAUUAGAUUUACCAGUUGCAAAAGUGCCAAAGAUCGGACUGGGAUGUCAGUCACUCUAGAGCAGUGUAGGAUACUGGCUGAAGAAUACCAUCUAGCUGAGCACGAGUUUCAAAGGGCCCUGGACUGUAUGAGAAGUGAGGGCUGUAGAAGGGAGAACACGAUGAAGAACAUCGGCCUGCGAAAGUACGCUUUCAAUGCCAUGCAGCUGUUGGCCUUCCCCAAGCACUACAAACCGCCCCCAGGCACUUAUGGAUCGGCUCAAAGCUAGAAACGUAGUUUUAGUACUUAACGAAUUUCUUCUGCAGGUGCCAAUAGAUUUGUCGACUGAUCGCGUACUUGGUUACUUAGGUAACACGUUGAAAAAAAUGUGAUUAUCACAACCGUAGCAUCGAUUUCUAGUCACCAAAGUGUGAGGGCUUUUCCUCACAAACUCUCUAAAAUCCAAGGUAACCAGUACGGUUGGUUAUUGCACAAGUUGUUGUAAAUUACUCUUGUUUAUUUCUAGUUAAAUUAUUUCAUAGCUAUUAUUUAUUCGUCUACAGGUACAGUUUAGGACAAUCUGUAUGUCUAAACCCCGAUAAAAGAGUUAUUUUAGAUCA